UGCUUGUGAUUUGAUUUCUGUCUGUAAAUAAACGAAAUUAACAAUGAACAAGUGAACAAGUUAAACUUUCUAUAAUGUUAAAAAACGGCAAUUAAAUUACUACUUUUACAACUUUCUGAAUGCAACGACAAUAGGUGAAAAAAAUGAGCUAUGAGAAAACGGUUCUAGAAGUAGAACGGCUGCAGACGAAUGAGUCAUCCACUGUUUUGUCGGAACUCACUCCCCCUCGUCAGCAAAUUAUCCUCAAGUACCUCCGCAUCAAUCCAGACUUCCUUCGUCGUCCGGCUUCGUUUCCCAGAACUCUGAAUCUGGUCAGCAGCGAUCUCGCCGGAAGUGACUUACAAAAAUCGAGCUCAGAAGUGCUAGAAACUAUCGAAUGCUGGAAACAGCUCGUAACAAACCUUGAUUUGACGGCAUGUACCCCAGGAGAUCGAGAGCUGAAGCGUCUUCUCGUAGCAGUCGACACACGACUAACGCAUACACAGAUUACAACGAUACUGCAGCACCUUGAAGUGGUCGGAAGUGACAGCGAUACGCUGUGGCCAACAAUAGCAGUUGAAAUGCGUGCACUAAAGUUUCCCUCCCGACCGGAAGUAUACUGGCGGCGAGGGUUCGAAGAGUGGUGCCAAGAAGCGCGCAAAAAAUACCGAACGGAUGCUGACAGUCUUUCCGCCUUACAGCAGCGCUAUAUCGAUUAUUUGCGGAAUCGUAACCAAUUGCAAUCGGAAGAUGCUGAAAUUACACAAGAGAGUGGUGCUGAUUGUGGAGUGGAUGCAUUCGAAUUAAUUAUAAAUCACUGUCGGACUUGUUUAGCGGUCCUCAAAGCUGGCGGCAGGAAGUACUAUCUGUUUGAGGCUCACGGUUCUAGGACGACAUUAGCGGACAAGAUAAAUGGCUGUUUUGGGAGUGAUAUUAGACUAGAAGACAAACUCCCGAAGUACGUUUGUGAUCAUUGCGUGACGCAAGUGGAAGCAUCGUAUGCUAUGAAAAUACAAAUUGAACAAACAGAUGAUGAAUUGAGGAAUUUGAUGGCGGAAUAUGAAGGAAAAAACUUAGAGAAAAAUGAAGCAUGUAAAAAACUCCCUCAAGAAGCAGCAUCGGAGCAAGUUCAAACAGUAGAAGUUGUGGAACAAGUCGAAUGCACGGAAAUUGCCGAAGACCAGUUGAUGGAAGACGCAUUAUCAGAAACAGAGGAAGUGAACUUUACAGACCAUAUAAACAGUAAAUUGUCGCCGGAGGGGACACUUUUAAAAAUUGAAAACAUGAAAAAUGUCGAAAUAGUUGAAGAAGUAGAAGAGUAUUACGAAGAAAUUGAACAUCCGGAGGAGGCGACUUUCGAACUCAAACAAGGAAACGAGAAUUAUACCCUUUGUAUCUACGAUGCUCCGGAAGAACCAGCGAAGGAAAAGCUGAACCGAAGUCGAGCGCGUAACAAAAUUAUCCCCGAAAUGGACAACAAUUUUUUUCAGUGUGAGCAAUGCAAAGCAGUUUUUCGGAGCUACGAUUUAUGGCAAACGCACAAAGCUAGACACGACAUGGAAAAGCGGUUUGCUUGUCCUACUUGCCAGAAGCAGUUCCGAUCCGCAUCAACGCUAAAAGUGCAUCGGCGGACCCAUACUAAUGAGCGGCCCUAUGUGUGUGAUAUUUGUAACAGAAGUUUCGUGCAGAAUACCAAUCUUACGUAUCAUAUGAAGGUGCAUCAGAAUAUUCGCGACUUUCCGUGCGAGCAGUGUUCUUACCGAGCACGGAACCAAAAUGAUUUAAAUCUGCAUCAGCGCAGUCACUCCGGAGCCCGUCCAUAUGUCUGUGAUAUAUGUCAGUGUUCCUUCUCUACCUCGAGCAAUCUGAGCAAACACGUCAAGCGGCGACACAUGGGCGAAAGGAACUUUAAGUGCGAGCAAUGCGAUAAAACGUUCACCACCAAAGAGACCGUUCAAAAGCACAUGGUUACACACACUCGAUCCAAACCGUACCCAUGUCCGGAGUGCAGCAUACAGUACAGCUGGUAUAAUGGACUGCAGAAGCAUAUGAAAGCCAUGCACGCAGGAAAACCAAUACCGACAGAGAAAACGAUGUUCGUUAAAUUCAACCAGGGACAGAUCAAUGUCGGUUCCGAUGUUGCAACUGAAUAAACAGUAAGUUCAGCAUCUGCAAUCGCAUUUUUGUAGGCUAAUAUGGUACAGAAUAUUUUCUAUGAUAGAUCUGAAGUGCUGAUAUUGUGAAUCGUUACUGCUGCUUAAUAUAUGAUUCUAGUACAAGCUCAUAUGGUCGAUGUGCGACCAGAGCGGACCAAGCGCCAAAAACAUUUCGAGUAAUCGGCGAUCAAAGUUUCACCACCCCGUAUGUUUUCUGCAAGCUGCUGCACAGAAAUUUUGUUACAAUACCAUUCUAAACUGUUCAAAUGAUUUCGUUAUUUGAUGAAAGGUAGAUUAUCAAUUUCAACAUACACUGAGGUGUUAAAAACUCAAUUUAAAAAAGGCGCUUGGUUCGGUCUGGUCGCACGCUGACUAUAUGUAAAUCGUGGAAAUCUCUAAAGUUGUUCUAAAUUUUUCUAAAAUUAUCGAAAAAAUGCUUUAUAAUAAGUAGAGAGAUCAGAGACGAAGUUCAGGUCCACGGGAAGAUUGAUGGUAAUUAAAUCAAGGUGGUCAAUGAGCUCGUGUACCUGGUCUCAAUACUGACAAUGAUAUCAGACAGUUGCCCCAAUUAAACCAGCUGUAAGACACUGAUAGAAACUAAAAUUUGGAAAAGUUUAUUCAACCACAAACUGGUACAUGAGCUGCUCGGGAAGAUUUUUAUCGCCCUUCCGAUAAAUGGGCAGGUUGCGAUGGAUUAAAUAUGUCGUAAGGAUGUCAAUAACAACCUGGCGAACGUUCUUGAAACCAAUCAGUUCAGGACGAGAUGGCGAGAUGCGUAGCGGCAAAGUGGAUUGUUCAUUUAGAAAGCAACCUGCGAACCCUUCACAGAGAGCGGAGCUUG
Messenger RNA from Wyeomyia smithii (pitcher-plant mosquito), 2976 nucleotides. RefSeq names its product zinc finger protein 41-like. Lineage: Eukaryota; Metazoa; Arthropoda; Insecta; Diptera; Culicidae. Gene Ontology annotation, molecular function: DNA-binding transcription factor activity, RNA polymerase II-specific; zinc ion binding; RNA polymerase II cis-regulatory region sequence-specific DNA binding. Gene Ontology annotation, cellular component: nucleus. Bases 144 to 2132 code for a protein of 662 amino acids. Gene Ontology annotation, biological process: regulation of DNA-templated transcription. The record is from RefSeq and is a predicted model, not a curated record. The transcript is spliced from 5 exons.